AACAGGGGUUGGGGUUCUGCUAGUGAGUGUCUUUGGCCGUUCCUCACCUGUGUUUUUUGUGGGCGCUGCUGGGGUGCAGCUCUGGGUUUGCUUACAAGUCUCCCAUGCAGGUUUCCCCCUUUAUCCCUCCCACCCAUCAUUUUUGGCACUCUCAGGGUUCAACCUGAAGCAUGGGGGCUGUGAAGUUUGUCACUCACACUUUGUUACCCUUCCUAUGCAGGGACACAGUGUCCAGUGGCAUGAGGCCAGCAGUGCUGGGCCUGGUAGUCUCAGAGCACGCUGAGCCGAGGUGUGAGCACGGCAGGAAGUCACACCAGCUAUGGGACACAGGACCUGCUUCCACCCACCCGUCUGCUGUCACAGCACAGCAGUGGUGGCUGUGGGGGUGAGCCCUGUGGGGCACCCACCACACCGAGGACAGGCAGGGACAGAGCAGUUCCAUCCAGAGGACACAGUGAGGAUGUGUCCCACCUGCCUGGCACUGCUGGCCAUGGCCCCGCUGCUGUGACUCCAGGGAAAGCUCCAGGGACCCGGCACUGCAGUUGGGAUGGGCUGGAGCCCAGGGCCCCUCUGCUCAGCUCCUGUGUCUGUACCAGGGAGGGCAACAGGAGCCCUCCUGCUCUUGGGAAUCAGCAGCCACACUUUCUAAGUAGGGAAAAUGAGGCACAGGGCUACAGGGUGGUUAUGGGAUCACCUAGGGCUCAUCCACCACCCUGACAGCAGUCUGGGGGUCAGGGGCACACCAGCCACCUGCAGGGACCCCAGAUCCCACUUGCUGAGGCCUCAAUCAGCACGCUCAGGCUGCUGUUUUUUUCCAGAAGUCUGAUGACUAAUUUUUUUAAGUUGGGGGCUUUUUUUUUUGACCACCCAAACAAGCUGGAAAAGUCUGAGCCAUAAGAACCACAAGGAGGGAAGAGGGAAGCCUGGGAGAGGGAAUUCUGCUUGUCCCCAGCCUCUCUGGGGGCAGUGGGGCAGGGUCAGUACUGCAGCAGCAGGGGCUGUGCUGGGAGGGUGUGGGCACUGCCAGCAGGUGGGAGAACACCUCUGCUCCUCAUCCCCAUGCUGGGGCAUGCCCUGGAGAGAGGCACAGUGUAUGGGACUGGCUCCUGGCAUCUUUGUUUCCCACCUGACCCUUGUUGUGAGUGAGCCAAUGCCCACCUCCUGUGUGGGGAGAGUAGAUGGAAUACUCAGCUGGGGAAUGGGGGGCUGAACCCCUAUCUCUGGCCCACCUCUGAGCCUCCCCCUGAGGAGAUGGGCUGUGGGGAGCAGGAGAGAAAAACAGCUUCUCCCAGGUUGCUUUCCAAAGCUGUGCUUAUAGGAGGAAAAAAAGGGAACAAGGUGUGGGUGAAGGGGAAGCAGAGACUGUAGGUGGUCAGGCAGGAGACAUGGAGCCAGGCUCCAGGGGAUCACAGCUCAGCAGUGGUUCCACACAGCUCACUCAUCAGCUCCCCAGACUGCAGUCAGGUGCUGGUCACAGCCCACAGCUCCAGCCACGUGGCUCUGGGGGCCCACCUGGGGGUCACAGUUCCUGAGUACACCAUGAGAUGCAUGGGCUGCUCCAAGAGAUGGGCCAAGGCAAUUUCCAGCCCCUAAAGGCCAGGCAGCAAUGGGAUGCAGAGUUCUCGUGAGCCCUUUCCUGCCCUGCCCUGCCCUGCCCUGCCCUGGAGAGGCUCAGGGGAGCUUUGCUGAUGGCUGGGGGAAGAUUUAACCUCUCUGCCUGCUGGCUGGAGGCAGCCCUUCAAACCUGGCCACUGACAAGUGCUGCUCACAGGGGAGGAAGUGUGGUGGAGCUCCAUCCCUGCACUCCUGCAGGCUCCGUGGACACACAGGGGAAGGAUGACUCUGGGGCUACUCCGUGCUCUCAGCAGCACUGCACUGUGACUUUUCAGGGUCAGGACCUACCCAUGGCUUUUUAGGGAUUGGUCUACCGUGGCCACCCCUUGCACGCUGCCAAAUCAGCACGUCCCCAGCACAAAGUGGCUGCGGUGGGGCAGGAGGAAACAGCCCACACAAGCUCACAUGCAGAGCUGGAGGGGAGGAGCACUUGUGGGGUGUCACAGCUGGCUCCGUUCUCCUCUCUGGGGCUCCAGGCUUCCCCCUUUUCCCUCUUUCCCCAGCUCUCUCUGUCCAUCUUGCAUAUCCUGGGGGCCUCUUCAGCAGGAGUUGGAGCCAUCCGGGUGGUGGCUUUGUCUGCAGGCUGGUGAGAGGGGCCAGGAGAGGUCAUAUCACAAACCACCCACACUGACCUGCCCUCACACCUCUGCAGCUGGUUGCUCCUGCUGUGGGGGUCCCAACACCCCCUGUCUGCCCUUGGGGCAAGGGGGAGAGUGCACCUGAGCGAGGUCCAGCAGGCUUUGGGCUGAGCAAGCACCGUGUCAGCAUUGUCUUGUCCACAGCAACCCAGUGAGUGCAGCACAGGGGAGACCAGGGGGUUGACAUGGCCAGUGUCAUCCUGGAGAGCAUCUUCUUGAAGCGCUCACAGCAGAAAAAGAAAACAUCUCCCCUCAACUUCAAGAAGCGCCUGUUCCUGCUGACGGAGAGCAAGCUGUCCUACUACGACGCCGGGGCAGUAAGAAGGGCUCUGUGGACAUUGAGAAGAUCACCUGUGUGGAGACAGUGGCACCUGAAAACAACCCUCCCCCUGAGCGACAGGUCCCGAGGAAAGGGGAGGAUUACAACAACAUGGAGCAGAUCUCAAUCAUCGAAAGGUUCCCCUACCCCUUCCAGUGCCAGGUGUCACUCAACUGCUUGGAGACACUCUGCUGCUGUCCACACUGCAUGGGGCAGCCAGGUGGUCUACGACGAAGGGCCCCUCUACAUCUUCUCACCCACAGAGGAGCUGCGCAAGCGCUGGAUCCAUCAGCUGAAGAGUGUGAUUCGGUACAACAGCGACCUGGUUCAGAAGUACCACCCCUGCUUCUGGAUCGAUGGCCAGUACCUGUGCUGCUCCCAGACAGCCAAGAAUGCCAUGGGCUGCCAGAUUCUGGAGAGCAGGAAUGGCAGUUUAAAAGUCGGGCGGUCACAUCGCAAGACAAAGAAGCCCCUUCCCCCAACUCCUGAGGAGGACCAGAUGGUGAUGAAGCCUGUGCCUCCCAAGCCAGCCCCCAGCACAGCAGGGGAGAUGAAGAAGGUGGUGGCCCUCUACAACUACGAGCCAAUGAACGCGCAGGACCUGCAGCUGCAGAAGGGCGAGGAGUACUUCAUCCUGGAGGAGAGCCACCUGCCCUGGUGGAAAGCCCUUGACAAGAAUGGGAGGGAAGGAUACAUCCCCAGCAACUACGUCACUGAAACCAGAAAUUCCCUGGAGAUCUUUGAGUGGUACUCAAAGAAUAUCACUCGUAGCCAGGCAGAGCAACUGCUGAAACAGGAGGGUAAGGAAGGGGGCUUCAUUGUCCGAGAUUCCACCAGCAAGACAGGGAAAUACACUGUCUCUGUCUAUGCCAAGUCCUCUGCAGACCCCCAAGGCACGAUCCGCCACUAUGUCGUCUGCUGCACCCCCCAGAAUCAGUAUUACCUGGCAGAAAAACACCUGUUCAACAGCAUCCCAGAGCUUAUCACCUACCACCAGCACAACUCUGCAGGGCUCAUAUCCAGACUGAAGUACCCUGUGUCUCAGCACAAGAAGAGUGCUCCUUCCACAGCUGGCCUUGGCUAUGGGUCAUGGGAGAUCGACCCCAAGGAUCUGACCUUCCUGAAGGAACUCGGGACGGGGCAGUUUGGCGUGGUGAAGUACGGGAAAUGGAGAGGCCAGUACAACGUUGCCAUCAAGAUGAUCAGGGAAGGCUCCAUGUCAGAGGACGAGUUUAUUGAUGAGGCCAAAGUCAUGAUGAACCUGUCUCAUGAGAAGCUGGUGCAGCUCUACGGGGUCUGCACUAAGCAGCGUCCCAUCUUCAUCAUCACUGAGUACAUGGCCAAUGGCUGCCUCCUGAACUUCCUGAGGGAAACACGGCAGCGGUUCCAGCCUGCUGAGCUGCUGGAGAUGUGCAAGGAUGUCUGUGAAGCUAUGGAGUACCUGGAAUCCAAGCAGUUCCUGCACAGAGACCUGGCUGCUCGAAACUGUUUGGUGAAUGACCAAGGAAUUGUGAAAGUGUCAGAUUUUGGUCUUUCCAGGUACGUGCUAGAUGAUGAGUACACAAGCUCCAUGGGGUCCAAGUUUCCAGUGCGGUGGUCUCCUCCUGAAGUGCUGCUGUACAGCAAGUUCAGCAGCAAGUCUGACGUCUGGUCCUUUGGUGUCCUGAUGUGGGAAGUUUACUCCCUGGGAAAGAUGCCUUACGAGAGGUUUAAUAACAGCGAGACAACUGAGCACGUCAUCCAAGGCCUACGCCUGUACCGGCCGCAGGCAGCCUCGGAGCGGGUCUAUGCCAUCAUGUACAGCUGCUGGCACGAGAAGCCUGAGGAGCGCCCCACCUUCAGCGCGCUGCUGGGCAGCAUCCUGGACAUCGCCGAUGAGGAGUGCUGACCAUGGGUCCUGCCUGCUGACCUCUGCCCAGCGCUGCCACUGCCCAGCAGGACAGACCCACACACGGCUGGUACCGUGGCACGGUUGUCACAGACACGGCACGGGCGUGCAGAAGCCUGGGGGACCCGCACAGCCAUGCCCACAGCUCUGUCACAGGCUCAGAGCUCCAUCACAUCCCCGGAACUCCAUCACCGCCCUGGAGAGCCAUCACAUACUCAGAUCUCCAUCACAUACUCAGAUCUCCAUCACAUUCCCGGAAAUCCAUCCAUCCCCGGAGCUCCAUCACAUACUCAGAUCUCCAUCGCAUCCCCGGAACUCCAUCACACCCCAGACCUCCAUCACAGCCCGUGGCCCCACCGCUCCGGGGGGUCCCGCUCCGGUGCGUUCCCGGCCAAUAAACCAUUCCACGGCC
This is a messenger RNA of Cyanistes caeruleus (blue tit), 4871 nucleotides long. The record is from RefSeq and is a predicted model, not a curated record. Lineage: Eukaryota; Metazoa; Chordata; Aves; Passeriformes; Paridae.